UAUGACAGCCUGGACGGUGCUGGCGGGAAGACGACAUAGGAGACAGUCACGGAGCGGUUGGCGGCGGAGAUUGACAGCCCAGUGGACAGAGAAGACGCGCUGCAGAAGUUCCGGUUGGCGAGGUUGCCGGUCGAUGGUGACCCACUGGUGCUGGCUGUGGAGCUUACCAGAUUGUUACGCCGUGCGCUGCCGAGUCUGGAUGAGGAGUCGGAGGCACAGUUGUUGGCGUCACAGUUUAUCGAGAGUGUGCCUGACACCGUCUCCCAACAGCUGAACGCAGCACAACCGAUGGAUAUCAGUGAACUGGCGAAGGUGACUCGUCAGCUGAUGACGCGAACAGUAACUCUGGUCGGGUGCGAAAAGCAGGAGAUGAGUAAUGUCGAGAAGAAGAUUGAGGAGCUGGAGCGUGAGAUUGCAGCAAUACGAGUGAACAAUAAAAGGAACGAUAAAUGUUACGCUUGUGGAGGGACAGGACAUUGGAAGAUAAACUGUCUAACAAGACGAAGACGCAGAUAUGUUAGACGUUACAACGAGUGUUCUUUCUAUUCUAGGAAUCUGGGGAUUGUUGCGUUAGUAGACAGAGGGGCAGUAUAUACGAGAGUGAACAUAAAUGAGCGAGAUUUAGUUUGUCUGAUCGAUACAGGUGCAGCAGUAUCGUUAAUAGGCAAAGAGCAAUGUAAGAGAAUCAAGCCGUGUACAUUAGCUGUCCACACGAUAGGAGGCCAUAUGUUAGAGGUGUUUGGCGUAUCUAGCAGUAUCGUAAAAAUGGGGGAUGCUGAGAUAAAUUUUCCGUUCGUCGUAACCACAAGCUUAUCGAGACCGAUAUUAGGAGCAGAUUUCCUAAGAGAAGUAAAAGCGAUAGUUGACUUAAGAAGCGGUAAGGUGGUCACGAAAUAUGGUUCAUUGACAAUACACGAAAGUAGCGAAGUGGCCGAAAUAAGAGUUGCAGCGGAUGUCUCGUCAAAGAAACCAAACAUUCACGAGUUAUGCAAAAAGUAUGCGAAACUAUUCACUGGAGUCAGUCUGUAAAACUCAUCUUUUACAUUAUCUGAGCUGCAGUCAGUGGGAGAAUAGGCAGAGACGACGAAGAGGCAACCACGAGUGUCCCUAUCCUUCUGAGUCCUUACUGUUCCGUUCAGUCGGACAGCGCACAAACGACUGUCUACUGGGAUCCACUCUAAGAGAGCUAGUUCUGCCCUAGGACUCAAUGCUAUACCUACGCCGGCGAGGCCACGGGAAGCAGAAUCAGGGCUUCCAGAUACACGAAGCGUAAAUCGAGUCGGUUCUUUAUUUUGGUAUGGUGAGGUCAAAUGAAU
Messenger RNA from Schistosoma intercalatum, 1316 nucleotides. Lineage: Eukaryota; Metazoa; Platyhelminthes; Trematoda; Strigeidida; Schistosomatidae. The record is from the annotation of a GenBank genome assembly.